Molecule: messenger RNA, 1799 nt
Organism: Oncorhynchus kisutch (coho salmon)
Lineage: Eukaryota; Metazoa; Chordata; Actinopteri; Salmoniformes; Salmonidae
Product: lysine-specific demethylase 2A-like
Exons: 3
Coding region: 42-572 (176 amino acids)
Cellular component (GO): cytoplasm
Molecular function (GO): protein binding
Source: RefSeq, a predicted model, not a curated record
CCUUCCCCACCUCCUCUCCUCUCUCAGGUCUGAAGGAGUUGAUGAUAGCAGGUUGCUCCUGGUCAUCCAUGUCGGCCCUGUCCACCCCCAGCCUGCCGUGCCUCCGUACCCUGGACCUGCGCUGGGCAGAGGGGGUUAAAGACACCCAGAUCAGGGACCUGGUCACACCACCAGGCUGUGACAGUCGGUCUCGGCUGCGUGGCUGUGUGGUGCUGCGUCUAGCCGGCCUGGACAUCAGUGACUCCACCCUGAGGCUGAUUCUCCGUCACAUGCCCCUGCUAGAGCGGCUGGACCUGGCCCACUGCGGAGACCUCACGGACCAGUCCGUCUGCCUGCUCACCGCCGCCGGCACACACACGCGUAACACACUCACGGAGAUCAACCUCUCUGGCUGUAACAAGCUGACGGACGGCUGUCUGGCGUACCUGAAGAGGGCGUCUGGCCUGGCGCUGCUGGACCUGCGGGGCUGCAAAGGUGUGACGCGGCGGGGCUGUGAGGGCUUCAUCUCGGACCUCUCUCACUGCGUCCUGUUCUGUAUGACGGAGGAGAAACUCAUCCAGAGGAUAUCAUAAAACUACCCCCCCCCCCCCCUCUCUCGUUCGUACCCCUACGCAAGGGGCACAGAGACCCCACACCAGCCAGGCAGGGGGGAGAGAGUGGGAGCAGCAAACACCCCUCCCCCGAUACGGAGAACAAGCGCUCCAGAAAAGGGGGGGCAAGAAAAGGGUGAAAAGACAUUCACACUCCUCACUUAGGGUGAUAGAAGGAAGACAUGGGGGUUUGGUGGAGGGAGAGGGUAGACUGUGCUGUUGCAGCAUCAUGUGUUUAUUAGGUGGGUUAGGAGUUAUGAAUAGCACAGACACUUGUUAGUGUUGUUCACUCUACAUGGCUGAAAAUGGGAACCCGAUGGAUUGAAUGUGCGUGUUUGUACGACGUGGUCCCACAAAGCGGUAGAGUGAAUCAGGGUAUAGAUUUCAGAGGGGGUUGAGAGGGAAGGGGACUGGAGAAGAUUCCGGACAUGACUGGUGUCCCACUAGGUCUAGACUCUAUGCUGAACUUUCCAUGGACUCCUUGGGAAACCGAGCCGUCGAACGGGUGCCAAACCUGUCCUAGAAACCCCCCCGCCCCGCUGUCCCUCCUUCUUUUCGCACCAUCCUCACCCCUCUCCGUUUGAUACGCUCACAGCCGUGAGUUUUGUUGAAUGAAAACCGUACUGUAUCGCUCAUUAGGGUGCAUCCCAAAUGGAGCCCUAGUUCAAAAGUAGUACACUAUAUAGGGAACAGGGUGCUAUUUGGGACGAAUACAUAGUCUCUCUUCAGUUUUACUUGACUCCCUUUUCUCACUACCAGCCACUACAGGUCUUAAUGUUAUAGUCUUCGAAUUCCCUCAUUUGACAGAAUAUUUUCCUCCUCCUGUCGUAUUCAUCUCUUUCCUUUCUGUCAGUCCUUUUCAGAGGUGUAACGUUUUGUUCAUCCCUUCCCUCUAUCACCCAUAAUGUUAUUGUUGAACCGGAGGGCUCAUGGGAUGUGUCCCAAAUGUCACCCUAGUCCCAGUAUAGUGCACUACUUUGGAAAAAGUAGUGCACUAUAUAGAGAAUAGGAUACCAUUUGGGACGCGGCCUUGAUCUUGGUGAAUUGUGUCGGUUGCCCUACUGCAGUUGCUCAAUGGGCCUGGAACAUGCCUGUAGCAUUGCAAUCAAUGAUAUAAAUAUUUUCUGAAAUGUUUUGCAGAAAUACUUUUUUGUUUGUUGUUCAUUUGUGGUUUUUACAAGAAAAGAAAUAAAACAAAUCUUCAAUGAG